Exaiptasia diaphana is the source of this 699-nucleotide messenger RNA. RefSeq lists its product as uncharacterized. Bases 127 to 660 code for a protein of 177 amino acids. The transcript has a single exon. The record is from RefSeq and is a predicted model, not a curated record. NCBI's taxonomy places the organism in Eukaryota, Metazoa, Cnidaria, Anthozoa, Actiniaria, Aiptasiidae.
ACCUAAGUGACUUAGUUAUCAAGAUUGGUAAAACUCUAGUAGUAGUGUCCUAAUACUAAUUGAUGUUUUUAAUUCGCAGUGCUAACAACAAACUAUAGGUACAUAUACCGGCUCAGUCAAUAAGAAAUGGGAGCAAUCUUCGGCUUAGUUUUUGUGAUAGCUUUMAGCCUKUCAGGCGUCACACCCUUGGCACCAGAUUGUUACAACCCCUCUGGCUCAUCAUGUGAGUGGUACCCUAACUGCAUGCAUAAGAAAUACCCUUGCGACUCAAGCAGCCAUCCUUACGCUAUGGCAUAUGCUUACAAGUUUUGUAAACUSUACGACCAGCGCAAGGCAUUGUUCAGUCCCYAUGAGUGGGCAUGGGUCAAUGGUGUAAGAAAGUGUCUACAGGURGCCUUGGRCCCAGUUCUCAAGCAGUCAACCACACCAUCGUGUCAAGAAAUACAUAACAAGGGUUUCAAGUCUCAUGCYCCAUGUUAUGUAAAUCCUYGUCAAGGCGCCCCYACAAUUUGCAAACUUGGCUGUGAUGUUUACAUUAAGAUCUUUCGAGUGAUCAAAAGUUCUUUAAACAGCUGGUACACAUUUUGGGAAAUGAUGAAAGCUUCUUGGCAUAUUAGUAAACAAUGUGGAUUCAAAUGCAACCUAACAGGCUUGUAUUGAGUUGAAGGAAAUAAAUGAAUAAAAGAUCUUACUCGAUCA